This is a messenger RNA of Fomitopsis serialis, 1312 nucleotides long. RefSeq lists its product as uncharacterized. Gene Ontology annotation, biological process: negative regulation of mitotic cell cycle; negative regulation of cell population proliferation. The record is from RefSeq and is a predicted model, not a curated record. Gene Ontology annotation, cellular component: cytoplasm; nucleus. NCBI's taxonomy places the organism in Eukaryota, Fungi, Basidiomycota, Agaricomycetes, Polyporales, Fomitopsidaceae. The transcript has 3 exons. The coding region runs from base 101 to 973 and encodes 290 amino acids.
AUCGCAGGUCGAUCCACCUCGCAACGCACCUUCACUCGCUCUCGUCAACUACCGCCUUUCUUUUAACCACAUAACGCCUGAUACAACGUCUCUCAUCGCCAUGGCCGCUUCCACCACCACGUUUGGCACCCUCUCCGUCACCCUCGCACAGGCGAUCGCUUACCUUACCCGCCCCCUAAUCGUACGUUACUCCGCCACGGCCAUUAUCAAGCUCCAGCUUGCACUCGAGGCGAACCUCACCUCCCAGUUCGCGUCCUCUUGGGUCCCUACCGAGCCUCUCCGCGGGUCCGGUCGCCGUUGCCUCACGCUCUCUCCCCACGCCGUCCCUCCUCGUUCCAUCUACAACGCUUGCAAGAGCGCGAAGGUGGAGUGGACGGAGUGGAUCGCCCUCCUCGGCGGUAUCGAGUUCGACCUCUUCAUUGACCCCGGCUGCAUCUCAGUUCGCUUCGGCAACUGGGAAACGGGCAAAGUGAGCAAGUACUUCACUGUCUGGUCCGAAGACCUCGUGAAGGAGGGCAAGGCCGAGGCGCUCCGAGAGCCUACUUGGUUGACGCCGAUCCUCACGCAGUUCCCCAACGUCCCCGUCCCCGCUCGCUCCAAGACGUCCUCCCCUGACUCCGUCUGUUCGGCCACGUCCAUGCACUCUCGCUCCAGCUCUUCCAGCUCCAGCUCGGGCUUCUCCUUCUUCUCCAACGGCAGCGCUGCGUCGUUCAGCUCCGCCACCACCGUGUCUUUAUCUCCGGAGCAGGAGAAGUCCAAGGCCACGCUCUCUCGUCGCGAGAAGGCAAGGCAGGCGCGGGUCUUCAUUGACACGUCCAAGACGGACGUCACGAACUAUGACGGAGGCAAGACCACCGUCUUGACUGGCGGUGUCAUGCUCGGUGGGGGGCGCCCUGCUCCUCAGGCCAAGCCAGCGCCCGCUGCCCCCAGGACGAAGGCCUGGAGCUCCAACUGGCGCUCUUCCCGCGCGUAAGCGCAUCAGACGAUCAACGUGCAUUCCACAUAUACCUUACCAUCGCGCACUUGCAUGCUCGGUCAUCUGUGUCAAUAGUCGCUGUUUCCAUGGCUGGUUCACUGUAGCUUUACAUAUCAUUAGUGUCGCGAACACUACGUAGCAUAGGGACUUUGUAAUUCUGGUGCCUCGCAUUUUCCUUCGCAUUGUCGCAUUGUUGUCCAUUUGUAUAUUCAUAUCUAUGUACGCUGUCGUUCGAUGCAUAACAAAGCUGGUUUGGGACUACUACUACUGCGGGAGCAAAUCCUGAAUCGACUACGAUAACUUCAUCAAUAUUAAUUGCGAGGAGUGAUGAUGGCU